UGACAACAGCAUAAAGCAUGACGUCCCAUAGCAAAACUCGCAUACACAAUCCGUCCGCGAAUCGCCAAGCAGCGGAUUUUCACCGUCCACGUUUUUACACAGAAAACUUGUAUUAAUCUGACGUUUGUGACAAAUCAACAUGUAUAAGCUUGACUUACCGAUCGAUCUGAAGGAGGCAGCCGCGAUUGAGCGGAGAAGAAACAAGGAAUUGGAACGCCAAAACAGAAUUUUCAACUCCAAAGUUCGCACAAUCGGGAUUGAUGUUCAAGCCAUCAAAGAGCAAGUCCAUGACAGAGGUCUGCAGGAGCAAAGGGAACAACAUAGACAUGAAGCUUUUGCCAGUGAUAUGAUCCGCAACGACAAAAUUUCUGAGCUCCUAACACGCCGACGAGAGCAAGACCAACACAACCUCAACAAGGCCCUCAAUGAGUUCCGUGAUUUACAUCAGCAGCCAGACGCAAGACGGGAAUGGGAUCUGAACGACCCGGAGGCCAAGAAGAAAGACAAGCCCGCCCGAGUAUCCGACGACGACCCACGCUGCGGCAUCUCGGGUGCUCAGAAGUUCGACGGGGAGGACCUCAACUCCAAAGCCCGCCAGAAGCUGAUGCAGGAGCAGAUGAGGGAGUGGACACGGAGGCAGGCCGAGGAAAAGAAGAGGCAGAAGGCUCAUCAGAAAGAGGCCGACAGAUUGUAUGACCUGCACCGGCGGGAGGCAGACGAAAGGGCUAUGGCUCUGGCUACGGCUGAAGAAGACUGUCGCCGAGCUAUCAAUGAGGCUAUGAGGGAUUAUAACAAAUCACUGGCUGAUGAACAGGCCGAGAAAGCCCGCCUAGCAGAGCAGCAAGCGCUGGACGACAAUUUCACCGAGAUGGCCAACCAGGUCAACGGGGACAUGCUGACCGAGAACCCGGACGUGGCCGAGAGUGCCUUCGGCCCCCACCGCGUGAUCACCGACCGCUGGAAGGGCAUGUCCCCCGAGCAACUGGAGGAGAUCCGCCGCAUCCAAGAGCUGCAGAGGCAAGAGAAGAAGCGCAUCAAGGAAGACGAGGAGGAACGGGAUAAGGAGUGGGAGAAACAACGGCUGUUUGAUGCCAGGAGCGGUCUGCUGAUGGAGAGGGAAGGGGACAGAAUCAGGAAGGGACUGGAGAAGGAACAGGUUGCUUCCAACACCAGACUUGCCGCCGAACAAAAAUCAAAUCAAGAGUACAUGGACAGUGAGGUGUACACCAACAGACCAACGGCGGCAUACUUCCAGCAGUGGAACACAACAAGCCGGUAGAAGUAG
Messenger RNA from Patiria miniata (bat star), 1285 nucleotides. It is a transcript of the gene ribc2, whose product is annotated as RIB43A-like with coiled-coils protein 2. The record is from RefSeq and is a predicted model, not a curated record. The transcript has 5 exons. Bases 140 to 1279 code for a protein of 379 amino acids. NCBI's taxonomy places the organism in Eukaryota, Metazoa, Echinodermata, Asteroidea, Valvatida, Asterinidae.